Oryzias latipes (Japanese medaka) is the source of this 1598-nucleotide messenger RNA. RefSeq lists its product as uncharacterized. NCBI's taxonomy places the organism in Eukaryota, Metazoa, Chordata, Actinopteri, Beloniformes, Adrianichthyidae. The record is from RefSeq and is a predicted model, not a curated record.
CCUGCUGUUUCACUGACUUCCUCUUCGAGGUUUUGUUUUAGUACUUGGUCCUGGAAAACUGCAGGACCAGUUCAUUCCCUUCAAGUGAAUUAACAUUUUCAUUAUUCUCCUGCUAAGUUUUGUUUUCAUUUCCUGCAGCUCCAUCACAUGUAAAACGUAAGUUCUGAAGGCCUGCAGACUCCUGCCCUCUUUCCUGGGCACAAAUGGGGGUCCACAUCCAGGAGCCUGCCUGCUCUCCCUGAUCUGAGCUUGGCAGCGAUGGAGCUUGGUCCUCAGACCAGCAGCAGCUCUUCCAUCCACACCCCUCAUCAGGCCUGGCGCACUUUUCUCAGCAGCCUACACCGACUUCUUCUGGACAAUAUCCAAGCCAGGGUUAUUAUCAGUCCCAAAGGGGGGAUGGAGAGGGUCUUCCAGCCACAGACGCCACAGCCCCCCAGGAGCUGCGGCUCAUCGGGACCGGCUGGGAAACCAUGCUGGAGCUGGGACCUGAAGGUUGCACUGAUCCUGGUGACGCUGGCUGGAGCCCUAAUCCUCCUGCUGCUGUUCAGACUCCUGCAGCUGAGACACAGACUUUCCUGUUGACAAUCCUCCAUUCAUUCCAAGUCAAAUAUUUCUGCAAAGAACUGAAUUCAUCAGUGGCUUUGGGAUUAAAUCUGGUCCGGGCAGGAAACCCUUUGGAGUACAGCGGCUGCUACCACAGCGCCACCUACACACUCAGGCAGCCCACAUCCUGUCAGGACCUGCCAGUCAAGAAUGGGAUCCUUACUGAGAACGUUUCCUCCAUCCAAACCGUAACAGCAGUGACCCCCGCUGUCUCCGCCCCUGCGCUGCCCUCACCGGUGACCCCUCAGCUUUGCCUUCCACUCCCCUCACAUCCGGUCCUGCCGCCGCCACCUCUGCACGCCGCACCCUUUCUACCGUCAACGCCUCGCGUCCUGUCCUUCCCCUUCCCCCUGCCUGUGAUCGGCACCACUCCACCGAGCCCCCACCUGUCUUGGGGCGCGUGCUCGGAUGUAGAUGUUUAUUCUCGGAUUGGAGCUUUCAGGCCCUCCAGGCUGUCGAGUCUCUCCAGCCAGUCGACAGUGAUCCUGUUUGAGCACUCGGCUCUGUGAGCGUCAGCUUCCAGGACGCAGACGGACCUCUGGUUCCUUCAGAGUCACAAGCUUCAAUCAACAGUUUCUGUUGAGGUCCUCGCUUUAGAGUCGUUUGCCCCAAACCUUCCAAAGAGAAUAUUUUUCGUACUUCCAGGAAUACUUUUAUCAAUUUACAAAUUGUCAGACCUUAAGCUUGUUCCAAUAAGAUUUUAUUUUGUAUAAAUGCAUUAAUCUGCUUAAAACUUCCUUUAAUAAAAAAAAGGACCUGCUUUCACUUCAGGCAUUUCCAGUCUCAUGUGUUUCAGAAGUCUGGGUUACAUCUGAGUUUAGUCUUCCUCCGGUUUCAUUGAAUUGAGUUCUGUCCCUGCCUGACAGAAGAGGGGGGCGGCCCGCUCAGAAAACUCUCUGACAUGUAGAUAAAACUCAGCAAAACAUCCGUUUGGGAUGAUUUAAAUUUGAUAUUCUCUCAGCAGUAAAAGUACAGAUUAAACUUUUACAGAUGGA